Molecule: messenger RNA, 1078 nt
Organism: Hippopotamus amphibius kiboko
Lineage: Eukaryota; Metazoa; Chordata; Mammalia; Artiodactyla; Hippopotamidae
Gene: YJEFN3
Product: YjeF N-terminal domain containing 3
Exons: 6
Coding region: 125-1078 (317 amino acids)
Cellular component (GO): mitochondrion
Molecular function (GO): NAD(P)HX epimerase activity
Source: RefSeq, a predicted model, not a curated record
CAGCGUGGAGAGGGGCGCAGCGGAUGCGGACCAGGAUCCCAUAGCAGGGGUAACCGACCCAUCACUGCCCCUCCAGACUUUUUUUCCCUGCCAAUAUUCGCAGCUCUGGAAUUCCCGCCAUCCCAUGAGGCAGCUCCACCCCUGGCACAGUGGGGUUAAGUUCACUUGCACCUACCGACCAAUGGCUGUGCGCAGCGCCUUCGCGGCGUCUCCUGAUUGGUGGACACGCAGGGUGGGCGGGAGGAGAGGACUCCCCCCCCUCUGCCCAGGGAUGCACUUAAAAGGCUGUGGCAGUGGUGGCUGCCUGCGUGCACAGAUCACCUCCGCCAUGAGCAGCGCGGCAGGCCCGGACCUAGCGGAGGCGCCCGAGGAGCGGUGUUUCCUCAGCACCGCGGAGGCAGCUGCCCUGGAGCGGGAGCUGCUGGAAGAUUAUUGCUUCGGGCGGCAGCAGCUGGUGGAGUGGUGCGGCCAUGCUAGUGCCGUGGCUGUGACCAAGGUGUUCCCUUUGCCUGCUCUCUCCCGGAAGCAGAGGACGGUGCUAGUGGUGUGCGGCCCGGAGCAGAAUGGGGCAGUGGGGCUGGUCUGUGCCCGGCACCUGCGGGUGUUUGAGUACGAACCAACCAUCUUCUACCCCACACGCUCACUGGACCCGCUGCACCGGGACCUGACUACCCAGUGUGAGAAGAUGGACAUCCCCUUCCUGUCUUAUCUGCCCACGGAGGUCCAGCUCAUCAACGACGCCUACAGGCUGGUGGUGGAUGCCGUGCUGGGCCCCAGUGUGGAGCUGGGCGAGGUCGGGGGCCCCUGCACGCGUGCACUGGCAACGCUCAAGCUGCUGUCCAUCCCCCUCGUGAGCCUGGACAUUCCCUCAGGCUGGGACCCAGAGACCGGCAGCCACGCCGAGGACGGGCUACGACCCGACGUGCUCGUGUCGCUGGCGGCGCCCAAGCGCUGCGCCGGCCGCUUCUCCGGGCGCCACCACUUCGUGGCCGGCAGGUUCGUGCCCGACGACGUGCGCCGAAAGUUCGCUCUGCGCCUGCCGGGGUACACGGGCACCGACUGCAUCGCGGCGCUUUGA